UUCUGGACUCUCACGAGUAUCAGCAUACUCAAAUCAGUCUUUUGAAUAGUUACCGACUCAAGAGAGCAGGUUAGAAGAGGAAAUUUCGAGAACGCGUGCCAGUUGAGGGCAAGUCUGGCUUUCUGCGCUCUGAAUCUCUGUGGGUUUCCGUACAGCCAGUACCUGCUGCAUAUCUCUGCCAUCAAGAUAUCAGUAUUUUCGUCGCAACAGAACAUUCAGUCUAGCUUCAUCCAUUCGUUUCUGUCCUUAAUCGAAAGCUCAAUGGCCUCCGCCGAAAGUUCAGGGUCUCUUCACAAGAGAUUAGGCAGUACUGCAGCACCUCCACAAGCCAAGCGUCAAGCACCACGUGCCUCAAAACCAGAACCUCAAUACGUGUACAUCGUCAUGGUAGAGUCUAUGCUUUCGUACGGCGAGUCUAGCUCGGACAUUCACGGCGUCUAUGCUUCCGUUCAAGAUGCCAACAAUUUUGUAAAGAAGUACGCCUAUGAAGAAUACACUCAAGCCGAGGAAGUUACUCGCGGGACCAAUAGCGAUGGGACGGUGUUCUGGUCUUCUGAGGAUGUGGGCGAAGGGGACAGAGCUGAGAUCAGGGUUCAAAUCAUGGAGGUGAAACCUGUUGGCUCGGAAAAAGAGCGAGAGUGGGUUGAUGGUGAAGAUGAUGGCGAGGAGGAUGAUGAAGAGCAAGAUGAAGAUUGAAUUUGUCUCCUUCCAUUUCGACUUUUUAAGUUAUCAUUUGCAAUUUGCAUUUUCUCUUUCGUCGCUGUUUGUACUUCAGAAGUUUUCAGUGAAGAACAAAAUAACAUAUCUUCUGUUAUAGCAUUUCACGUGCAAUUGCUCUUCCGUUACGAAUUUAUCUUUUCCAUUUUGAGGGCUUCAGCUUGGAGUCAAAUCAUCUUGCGUUGAUCAAAACAUCGUGCGGCUCUGAGACUUACUUUUAUUGGCAACCUGACAAGAGCAUG
This is a messenger RNA of Mollisia scopiformis, 959 nucleotides long. RefSeq lists its product as uncharacterized. Lineage: Eukaryota; Fungi; Ascomycota; Leotiomycetes; Helotiales; Mollisiaceae. The record is from RefSeq and is a predicted model, not a curated record. The transcript has a single exon. Bases 262 to 696 code for a protein of 144 amino acids.